Durusdinium trenchii is the source of this 1797-nucleotide messenger RNA. Lineage: Eukaryota; Dinophyceae; Suessiales; Symbiodiniaceae. The record is from the annotation of a GenBank genome assembly.
AUGGAUUCUCCUUUGAUGGAAGCGGGUAUGGACAGCUUGAGCAGCGUGGAGUUCCGCAAUCAGGUGCGAAAUUUGGUUCCCGGCAUCAACCUUCCAGCGUCCAUGGUCUUCGACUACCCGCUGAAUGUGUUGCCGACGAUUGGCUGGCGUUACUCCAGUGUUGGUGAACUGACGAACAUCAAUCCUACGGCAAAGCAAGAAAUGCAAGUGCCUGAGACAAACAUUGGCAACUUUGUCACCGAUGUCAUGAGACAUGCCAUGAAGGCGGAUGUGGCCAUGUUGAAUAGUGGCACCCUCCGUGCGGAUUCGAUCAUCGAGAAAGGCGACAUCAAAGUGAGGGAUUUGGUGAACUUGCUUCCGAUGUUGGAUGAGCUUUGCCUGCUGCAGCUCACUGGCGCUCAGGUGCUGGAGGCCUUGGAGAAUUCCGUUUCGCAGUACCCACGCCUUGAGGGUCGUUUUGCCCAGGUCAGCGGAGUCACAUUCAGCUUUGAUGCAGCAAAGCCUGCGAAUGCAAGAAUAGAUGAGACAACCGUCAAGCAGGGUGGCCCAGGUGGCGAGCUUGGCUUAGCAGAUGGAGAGCAAGCAGGGAUCCUGCCAUCUUUGGUGCUGCGCUCAACACAACACCUCUACACGCCAGCCCUGAGAAUUUCAGGACAGACUCGGCCCAAGCGCAUGCCUAUGCCAGACUCUGGCGACGCCGUCUGGAUGAUGGAACAGCUGACGCUGGAGAAGGUGAAGUCCUUUCUGCAUGGUUUGCUGGCUCACUUGAUCAUUGUACCUGCAUGGGUGAUUCCGCCAGGAAUGCUCUUCGGCUCCCUGGUGAUGGCGGGAGCUCCCCUUGGGCUCCCUGGCAUCCUUGCAACAACAGGUGUUGGUGCCGGUCUUGUUUCCGGGCCAAAGAAGUUGCGGCCAGUCUUGUGUGGCGUGGUACUUCUCUUGGCUGCUAGAGCAAAGAAAGCUCGUGCUGUUGGCGCUGCAGCAGUGGCAUCGUUCUUGACGUGGCUGGUGACGCGAUCAGGCAAGAUUCCCCGGUUCCCCUGGCUCUUCGACUUUGUCAAUAAGUGGGCCAAGGACUAUUAUUCCUUCACAGCUUUGCGUGGUGCGCUGGACGACAUUCGUCCCAACAAGAGCUUCCUGGGCUUCCACCCUCACGGCUGCCUUUGUGCGGGCUUCACGAUCAACUGUUGCUACAAUGCGGACUUCAUUCGUGCCUGCACACGUAUCUUCUUUCUUUGUGAUCCUGCUCUAAGGUAUAAGAACCCUGGAUUUCAGCUGAUGAGCGAGGCAUAUGAAGCAGAUGAUCGUGCCAUUGAAGCGUGCGAUGCAGAAGGCUUCAAGACCCACAUGGCCACAGGUGUGAAUGUUGCCUUCAUUCCUGGUGGUUUCAUGGACGCAGUCGCCUUUGAGUUCGGAAAGGAUGUUUGUGUCCUCUCGAGCAAGAAGGGCUUCAUCAAGUAUUGCCUGCAGUUCGGCUACAGAACCCAUCCGGUUUACACCUUCGGGGAGUGCGAGACGUACUACACCUUCAAAGGACUCAAAUCCUUGCGCAUGAAGGUGGCCGCGCAAAAUGUGCCUGCACUUGCCUUCUUUGGUUGGCCGCUUGUGCCUUUCCUCCCUCGACCCCAGUCGAAAAUCAUCACUUACGUUGGUCCUGGCAUUGAUAUUCCGCACAUUCCAUCGCCGACUCAGGAAGAUGUGGAUCACUGGCACAAGGUCUAUGUUGAAGGGCUGCAGAAGCUUUUUGAUGACAACAAGGCGGAUGCAGGCUAUCCUGAUUCACAUCUGGAAAUUUUAUAA